Molecule: messenger RNA, 1704 nt
Organism: Dothidotthia symphoricarpi CBS 119687
Lineage: Eukaryota; Fungi; Ascomycota; Dothideomycetes; Pleosporales; Dothidotthiaceae
Exons: 3
Coding region: 356-1495 (379 amino acids)
Biological process (GO): ergosterol biosynthetic process
Cellular component (GO): endoplasmic reticulum
Molecular function (GO): sterol 24-C-methyltransferase activity
Source: RefSeq, a predicted model, not a curated record
CUGGCGACGGGCAAUACGGUGUAUACGGUGGUGGGGACGCAGCGCUAUGUAUUCAACGUGGAUUUAGUUGUUCGCGGUGAAAUGACUGCCGCCCUAGAGAUGGGUCGCCAGUUCAACGUCUUGGCUCUCGCUCUCAGCGCGCCAUGAUUGGCUGAGGACCUGCAGUGCCGUGAUUGGCAGCGGUGAAGGAGACGAUUUCCAUAGGGGAAAUCUAAAUCUCAUGCACCGCUAUUUCCAUAAGAAGCGACUUGCCGCUGUUUUCUGUCCUCUUCACCCUUUCAAUUGACUUUGUCUGUCUAUCUCGCUUUUAAUUACUUUCCCUUCUUCAACAGGAACCCUCUUUAUACCAAUCACCAUGUCUCCAUCCGCCCUCGAGCAAGAGAACCACACCCGCGAUGCCGAAUUCAACAAGGCCAUGCACGGCCAAUCUGCAAAGGCGCGUGGUGGCAUGACGGCCAUGCUACAGAAGGACCAGUCGGCGCAAAAGGCUGCCGUCGACGAGUACUUCAAGCACUGGGACAACAAGACGGCCGCCGACGAGACUGAGGAGACACGCAAGGAGCGACGAGACGAAUAUGCUACCCUGACAAGGCACUACUACAACCUGGCCACCGACUUGUACGAGUACGGCUGGGGCCAGAGCUUCCACUUCUGCCGCUACGCCUAUGGCGAGUCGUUCCACCAGGCCAUUGCCCGCCAUGAGCACUACCUCGCCCACAAGAUGAACCUGCAGGACAACAUGCGCGUGCUCGACGUCGGGUGCGGUGUCGGAGGCCCCGCGCGCCAGAUUGUCAAGUUCGCCAAUGUCAACGUAGUCGGCCUGAACAACAACGACUACCAGAUUGAGCGCGCUACGGCGUACGCGGAGAAGGAGGGUCUCUCGCACAAGCUCAAGUUCACCAAGGGAGACUUCAUGCAAAUGUCUUUCCCUGACAAGUCCUUCGACGCCGUCUACGCCAUCGAGGCCACCGUCCACGCCCCCUCUCUUGAGGGCGUCUACAGCGAAAUCUUCCGUGUGCUCAAGCCUGGAGGUGUCUUCGGCGUCUACGAGUGGCUGAUGACGGACGCGUACGACAACGACAACCCCCGCCACCGCGAGAUCCGUCUCGGUAUCGAGAUUGGUGACGGCAUCGCCAACAUGGAGAAGGUCGAGGUUGGGCUCCAGGCCAUGAAGGCUGCAGGCUUUGUCCUGGAGCACCACGAGGAUAUGGCUGACCGGGACGACCCUUACCCCUGGUACUGGCCGCUCUCUGGCCAGCUCAAGUACAUCAGCACCCUGGGCGACAUCCCAACCAUCCUGCGUAUGACCAAGUUCGGUCGCGGCUGCGUCCACAAGUUCGUCGGCGCCCUCGAGAUGAUUGGUCUUGCGCCCAAGGGCACCCAGAAGACGGCCGACAGUCUUGCUAUCGGUGCUGACAACCUGGUUGCCGGUGGCCGCGAGAAGCUGUUCACGCCCAUGUACCUGAUGGUCGGAAGGAAGCCUCUCGACGCAUAAGGGAUUUAUUUCUGCCGUGUUUCAUUUCUCUAGACUCCUUUUGCGCCGACGACUUGUUGGUGCUUUCUUCUGAACUGCAUGCGUCGAUGGAGAUGCGUUUAUAUAUGACUAUAAUAUCUGAUGGCGGGCAUCAUGUGGAGUGUUGGUUACGGCUAUACGAGUUAGUUACAAAGCAUAGUGGGGAAUACAACGAGUAAUAGUGCAUUCUG